AAUCAAUGGGCUCCGGCAUAAAACAUUGGGCCUUAUAGUAAGGCCCAUAAGUACAGAAUCUAGCUCGCUACGUGGCAAAGCUUCACCGCUCGAAAGAGAGGAAUCUAUAUAAAGCGUAUAGAUGCUAAAAGUUUCAUCUUCAAAACAACACCUUGAGAUUUCCGAAGAUCAAAUCCAAAACCCUAGAACCACAAAAGCUAGCAGCAGCGAGGACUAUUCAAUGGCGUCGAAAAGAAUUAACAAGGAGCUUAGGGACUUGCAAAGAGAUCCUCCUGUGUCAUGCAGUGCCGGUCCUAUGGGAGAUGAUAUGUUCCAUUGGCAAGCAACUAUCAUGGGUCCAACAGAUAGCCCGUUUGCCGGAGGUGUGUUUCUUGUUACCAUUCACUUCCCUCCAGAUUACCCCUUCAAGCCACCAAAGGUUUCCUUCCGCACCAAGGUUUAUCACCCAAAUAUCAACAGUAAUGGAAGUAUCUGUCUUGACAUUCUCAAAGAGCAGUGGAGCCCUGCACUUACCGUAUCCAAGGUUCUUCUGUCGAUAUGCUCAUUGCUGACGGAUCCAAACCCUGAUGAUCCUUUGGUUCCUGAAAUAGCUCAUAUCUACAAGACAGACCGAGUCAAGUACGAGUCUAUGGCUCAAUCCUGGACCCAGAAGUAUGCAAUGGGAUGAUAACUAGCAAUAAUACCCACACCAGUACAUUGCGCAUUAAACAUGAGAAAUAAGAAAAGAAAAAACUGAAUUUGGAUUUUUCUUUUGGCUACUUUUGCCUAUUAGUUUUUUUUUUUUAUAUCUUGAAGCCGUGUGUUGGGUGUGUGUGUACAUGAGCUUUAUUAUGCCUUAUUUGAAACAUUGAGAUCUUGCAAUGCUUUAAGCCAAUAAUCUGCUGUCAUGAUAA
Molecule: messenger RNA, 893 nt
Organism: Arabidopsis lyrata subsp. lyrata
Lineage: Eukaryota; Viridiplantae; Streptophyta; Magnoliopsida; Brassicales; Brassicaceae
Product: ubiquitin-conjugating enzyme E2 30
Exons: 5
Coding region: 122-667 (181 amino acids)
Biological process (GO): protein polyubiquitination
Cellular component (GO): nucleus
Molecular function (GO): ubiquitin conjugating enzyme activity
Source: RefSeq, a predicted model, not a curated record